CUCUUCAGCAGCGACGCUGCCCACCCGGACACCCGCAGAAUACACGAGAGCUGUGAUUACUUGGAGGGCAGAGCUACAGUCUUUCACGCCCGUUACCUGUCUGCAUGGGCGAGCACCGGCACAGGAGCGAAGCCGCCCGUGGUUCUGGGCCACUUUGUCUUGCCACCCGCCUGCUUGCAAGAAGAAAUCAGAAGGAAAAUCGGUAGUUUUAUAUGGGAGCAGGCGGAUGAUUCCCUUGUAGACCAGCCCAACGAAAAUCUGACAGACGAACCAGAGGCGGCGGGAAAAGGCUGUGAGGAAGAAGUGGACGAAGAUGUGCUAGACCUGGACGAAAGCGAAGAAGAAACAGGCUCCACAGCAUCUGCCCAGGGGGAAUUUCCAUGCCGUGCCCUCCAGGAAUACCCGAUUAAUAACAUGGUGACAGGCUACGCCUCUGCUCGCGACAUGAAUAAAUAUGUCGGGGAGCUCCGUGAUUUCAUUCCCGGCACCUCGGGCUACGCGGUGUAUUGGAUUCAGAACGAAAUUAACAUUUACGCUGACGUGAAGACUAAAAUGAAGAGAAAAUUGUAA
Molecule: messenger RNA, 570 nt
Organism: Phaethon lepturus (White-tailed tropicbird)
Lineage: Eukaryota; Metazoa; Chordata; Aves; Phaethontiformes; Phaethontidae
Gene: TERB2
Product: chromosome unknown open reading frame, human C15orf43
Exons: 6
Biological process (GO): homologous chromosome pairing at meiosis; meiotic attachment of telomere to nuclear envelope
Cellular component (GO): nuclear inner membrane
Source: RefSeq, a predicted model, not a curated record